AUCGGCUUGUGCAAAGCGUCCUAAGCUGACGUCAGCCCGGUACCGAUGAACAACCGGUAGCGUUGAAGCGAGCCGUAUGGUUGCCCGUCGUUUGUAGCUUUUGUCCGCUAGCCCCUCUGUCAAACGUGCAGACAUCAUGCCUUUCGAUGUCAGGAGAUUCGAUAUCUACAGGAAAGUGCCAAAGGAUCUCACCCAGCCUACAUACACAGGGGCUUUCAUUUCCAUUCUCUGCUGUGUCUUCAUACUGUUCCUGUUCCUGUCUGAGCUGACGGGAUUCAUAGCCACUGAAAUUGUAAAUGAACUGUAUGUGGAUGAUCCUGAUAAAGACAGUGGUGGGAAGAUAGAAGUGAGUUUAAACAUCAGUUUGCCAAACUUACACUGUGAUUUGGUGGGUUUGGACAUCCAGGAUGAGAUGGGCCGCCACGAGGUCGGUCACAUAGACAACUCAAUGAAGGUUUCUCUCAACCACGGUGAUGGCUGUCGCUUUGAGGGAGAGUUCACCAUCAACAAAGUACCAGGAAACUUCCACGUGUCGACACACAGCGCUACAGCGCAGCCCCAAAACCCUGACAUGACCCACACCAUCCACAAGCUGGCCUUUGGAGAAAAGCUCCAGGUACAAAAAGUACAAGGAGCCUUCAACGCGUUAGGAGGGGCUGACAGGCUGUCAUCUAAUCCGCUGGCCUCACAUGACUACAUACUGAAGAUCGUUCCAACAGUGUAUGAAGACCUAUCAGGCAGACAGAGGUUCUCCUACCAGUACACGGUAGCCAACAAGGAAUAUGUUGCUUACAGCCACACGGGCAGGAUCAUACCGGCUAUCUGGUUCCGAUACGACCUCAGUCCGAUCACAGUCAAGUACACCGAGAGGAGACAGCCCUUCUACCGCUUUAUCACAACAAUCUGUGCCAUCGUUGGCGGGACAUUCACAGUCGCAGGAAUCAUCGACUCCUGUAUAUUCACCGCUUCAGAGGCCUGGAAGAAGAUCCAGAUAGGAAAAAUGUCAUGAGGACUGUUCCCCUCCCCUCCUCACACCUUAUUUAUAAGUGCAAAGUUGCUAUCCUGUUAGCUAAAUCCAAUCCUGCUCAAACCAACUUCCUUUUGGAGACUGUAUCAUCGUGAACCAGC
Molecule: messenger RNA, 1128 nt
Organism: Micropterus salmoides (largemouth bass)
Lineage: Eukaryota; Metazoa; Chordata; Actinopteri; Centrarchiformes; Centrarchidae
Gene: ergic1
Product: endoplasmic reticulum-golgi intermediate compartment 1
Exons: 10
Coding region: 137-1009 (290 amino acids)
Biological process (GO): endoplasmic reticulum to Golgi vesicle-mediated transport; retrograde vesicle-mediated transport, Golgi to endoplasmic reticulum
Cellular component (GO): Golgi membrane; endoplasmic reticulum; endoplasmic reticulum membrane
Source: RefSeq, a predicted model, not a curated record